Jatropha curcas is the source of this 1747-nucleotide messenger RNA. The record is from RefSeq and is a predicted model, not a curated record. NCBI's taxonomy places the organism in Eukaryota, Viridiplantae, Streptophyta, Magnoliopsida, Malpighiales, Euphorbiaceae.
AUAGGUGGCUCGAAAACGGAAAAGUCAGGAAAGACUAUCUUUCUCUUCCAGUAGAAAUGCAUUGGACAUGAAAUUACAAUAGGGACGGACGCAGCCAAUCACCUGUAAAACCCUUCCGCCAGUACACGGGCACGGAGACCGGCCUUCCUUUCAGAGCUAAAUUCUCGUAAAACCUCUCUACAACUGUUUAUCUCCCUAUUCAACGUUUCAUUCAAUAUGGUGAGCCAGAGACAGAGAUUAGCUCGCAAAAGAUUCAGAGAAGCGCAUCCUGAGCUAUUCCCUAAGCCAGAGCCAACUCCACCAAAAGACCCCGACAAGAAGAAGAACAAAAAGAGCAAGUUCAAGCGAAAAAGCUCUAAUUCUAGAGAACCCAGAGACCCAAAUGAACGCAACCAGAAAAGGUUUAGAAAACACCCAUUUAGAGUUCCUGGCAUGAAGCCUGGUGAAAGUUGUUUUAUUUGCAAGGCCAAGGACCAUAUAGCCAAGCUUUGUCCUCAAAAAGACGAAUGGGAAAAGAACAAGAUAUGUUUGCUUUGUCGGCGGCGAGGGCACAGCCUGAAGCGUUGCCCUAACAAGAAGGAUGAAACUGUCGAUAAGAAAUUGUGCUAUAAUUGUGGGGAAAUUGGUCAUUCGCUGUCUAAGUGCCCCCAGCCUCUUCAAGAUGGGGGAACUAAAUUUGCCAAUUGCUUUAUUUGUAAUGAAAGUGGACAUUUGAGCAAGGAAUGCCCUCAAAAUACUCAUGGGAUAUACCCAAAGGGUGGCUGCUGUAAAAUAUGUGGUGGUGUGACACAUUUAGCAAAAGAUUGCCCUGAAAAGGGUAAGAGAGGCUCUCCUGCCUCUGGUAAAGAAGUGAUUGAAGAAGGAGAGAGGCCAAGGCCGAAGGUAACCAAGUUUAUAAGCGGGGAUGAAUUAGAUGACGAUUUUAUGACAGAUGGUAACCAAAAAGAAAAGUCAUCUGGUAAUGAAAAAUCAAAGAAGCAACUGCAGAGAGUAGUGAACUUUGCAGGGGAAAUUGAAAGGUUUGGACGAGAAAGAUUACAAGGAGCAGUGUAUAUCUUUUAUGCGAAUUCGGCAUCUGGAAUGGCUGUGCACGAUGACUGUAAGCUCAAGUUUUUGGAACUAAAAGCAAAAAGGAACUACCGGUUCAUUACUUUCAAGAUUGAAGAUCAGCAAGUGAUUAUAGACAAGCUUGGAACUCCUCAACAGACCUAUGACGAUUUCACUGCCUCUCUCCCUGCUAAUGAGUGUCGCUAUGCUGUCUUUGAUUUUGAUUUCACCACUGAUGAGAAUUGCCAGAAAAGCAAAAUUUUCUUCAUUGCUUGGUCUCCUGAUACUUCAAGGGUGAGAAUGAAGAUGGUAUAUGCAAGCUCCAAAGACAGAUUCAAGAGAGAACUAGAUGGCAUUCAGGUUGAGUUGCAAGCUACAGAUCCUAGCGAAAUGAGUCUGGACAUUAUAAAAGGGCGAGCACUUUAGACAUAAAUUUGUUUUUCAGCUUUUUCUGACAUAUUACAUUUUUGUCAGACUCAGCAAAUUGUUUUAUUUCAUUUCAAUUUUUGUUGCAAUGGGUUUUUGUACUAACCCAUCAUCUCUAGUUUGAUUGGUGUAACGUGCAUAUUUGUUGCAAGUAUGCAUACUUGUACUGUUGUUUCUUCUUGAGGCAUAAUUUUUUAUUUUCUUUUUCCUUGACAAAUGUAAUAGGACUUUAGCUUCUUAUACUCAUAUGAGAAUAUUUUCCACUUCUUAAUUA